This is a messenger RNA of Lycium ferocissimum, 739 nucleotides long. RefSeq lists its product as uncharacterized. Gene Ontology annotation, molecular function: zinc ion binding. Bases 239 to 739 code for a protein of 166 amino acids. NCBI's taxonomy places the organism in Eukaryota, Viridiplantae, Streptophyta, Magnoliopsida, Solanales, Solanaceae. The record is from RefSeq and is a predicted model, not a curated record. The transcript is spliced from 4 exons.
UAAUUUUUCAGUAUUUUAGUGGCCUUUUAGCGCUGAUAUGACACUGUGCGUGACUACACGACCAAGCAGCGCGUGAGGGGGGCAUUUGACCUGUUAUUUUUUGCCAUGUGUAUAAAAUCUAACCGGAAAAAACCGCCCCACCCCCUUCCCCCUUUAUUUUCUCUUCCUUCUUCUUCAUUUUCUAAUCUUGACUCCAUUUUUGCCAAAGCUUGAAGAAAAAAAAAUUGAAAUCUGUGCCAUGCAUUCUAGUGGGUUCUUACUGAAAGAGUUCAAAUCGGAGUUGAACAAUCUUUGUACUCAAAAUGACGAUCCAAAGAUGAAGCGUCAAGUGCGAUGCCAGCACGGAGUAUUAUUAAAAAUGCAGAUUUCUUGGUCUCCGAAUAAUCUCGGAAGAAGAUUUUGGACAUGCCCAUUCUAUGGGGCUAAGAAAUGUAAGUUCUUUGAAUGGAGGGAUGAUCCUAUUGAUGAAAGGUCUAAGUUUGUUAUUCACAAAUUGAUUAAGAAAAUAGAAGAGCAAGCGAGUGGAAUCAAGAAGAAAAUGGAAGAGCAAACAGUGGAAUUGAAGAAGAAAAUGGCCGAAGAAGUUGGUUUGACAAAUGAAAUGGAAGAAGGAGAGUCUUCUUGCAUUGAUGGAGAUAAUGGUAAUGACAAUAGUGAAAUGGCCAUCGGUAAUGAGAAUAUCGCUACAAAUGAAGAGAUGAAAGUGUUAAAGGUUGAAGAAGAGAUGAAAACUGACUGA